Amoebophrya sp. A120 is the source of this 736-nucleotide messenger RNA. The record is from the annotation of a GenBank genome assembly. Lineage: Eukaryota; Dinophyceae; Syndiniales; Amoebophryaceae.
AGAGACCACAACGCGCUGGAUUUAAUCUUACACGAAGAGGCGCAGGAAAUGAUUUCCAAAUUUCGGGAAGGCGUGUGGUGGGCCGUUCCAUCCGAGCGGUAUCUGCUAUGGCAGAGGAUUUACAAGUUGUUUGUGAAGCGGAACGAGAGUGUCGUCGGAGGUGGUGGAGGAGGAGGACAUCACGACGGAGUUCACUACAGAAGUACUAGAGACCUCCCAGCGGGGACCACCGCCAGCACAACUUCUGCGAAGCAGGUCUUUGUAGACAGCGGGAAUUAUUUCGUUGACCUCGCCACGGAGUUCGAGGACGAGCUCACGCUGGGCGAGCAGGCACUGUUGAUCCGGUAUGCACUGGAGUUUUUCGCUGGUUUCGGGCAGCAGGAGAAAAUAAGUGCAAAAACAAAUGCCAGCACUAGUAGUACUAAGUCAUCAUCUGCACCAAGCGACUUUUCUACAAAUCCGCGGUUUAUUUCCACCCUGCAAGCCUGCUUGCUUGUCGUGCUGCAUCAAGAAAGCAAUCAGCGAUAUUUAGCUGGCCACAAGGGACCGUCGAAGCAGAACUACUACACUAGCAACCCCGGCGACGACAAAAAGCUCUUGCGCGAGCCGGCGAUCCCCUUGAAGGACUGGCUCCGGGAUCGCGCGACGUCGGCUUCUACUGCGACAUCAAAUAGGACGACCACGGCAACAAAUUCGAAGAAGCGGCAGCACCAGGCGGCAUUUUUGAAACCGUAUG